Cottoperca gobio is the source of this 4873-nucleotide messenger RNA. RefSeq names its product coiled-coil domain containing 102A (gene ccdc102a). Lineage: Eukaryota; Metazoa; Chordata; Actinopteri; Perciformes; Bovichtidae. Gene Ontology annotation, cellular component: myosin complex. The record is from RefSeq and is a predicted model, not a curated record. The transcript has 10 exons. The coding region runs from base 384 to 2249 and encodes 621 amino acids.
GAGACAGAACCCGAUUGGCUCACAGCAGGACAUUGUCGACACAUCGAUAGCCGAUUGGUCGGACGGCUUGUCCAAACGCUCGAGACCCGCCCGUUUUCUCUCCUCAGUGAGGACGACGUUUUCCAUCCAGACCAGAGGGAAAAAAACAGCAGAAAGAGAGCAAACCACCAGACCAAGGUUUGGCUGGAAAAAAGGGAAACCCUCAGCUGCUAAACCGGGAUACAAAUACAUAUUCCAGGCGGAGACGACAGCAGUCUACAACGGUGCUUCCUAUACGGCUGAUCAGUGACUGGAGAGGAUGAUCCUUCCCUGAAUCUCCCUGCUCACAACCCCCCUUUCCCUUUAUCCUCCCCACUGUCUUUGUCCACAACACCGCCUCCAUCAUGAACCACACCCCCAGCCCCCACCUGUCCGAGGGCGGUAAAUCCGUCGGAAGUGGCCUACUGUGCAGCCUGGGUCUGGGGUCCGACAGGGGCAUCCGCUCCCCGGACAGCCUCACUCACUCCCCCAGCCCCACCGGAGGAACCCCUAGCUCCAGCCCCCCUCUGCUGCUGUCGCCCGGACUAGGUGGCUUUGGGCUGGUAUCCCUGGGGGCCAUGGGCGAGAUAGCCGGGGCCGACUGGGAGAGCAGGGAGGAGCUCAGGCUCAGGGAGCUGGAGGAGGCUCGGGCCAGAGCGGCCCAGAUGGAGAAGACCAUGAGGUGGUGGUCAGACUGCACCGCCAACUGGAGAGAGAAGUGGAGCAAGGUUCGUGCAGAGCGUAACCGUGCACGUGAUGAGGUCCGUCAGCUGAGGCAGAGGCUGGACACCCUAACCAAGGAGCUGACCAGUGUUCGGCGAGAGCGGCAGGAACUGGCCUCCGAGAAUGAGACACUACGGCAGGAGACGCUGCGCCUCCGAGACGACCACACUCCUGACAACCAAACUCCUGACGCUCCUCCUCCAUCUGCCACUUCUCCAUCUUCCUCCCCUGCACACCCUUGUGGUACUUCCUCCUCCUCCUCUCCAUCUAUACCUCCCUCCUCCGCUGCCUCCUCCUCAUCCUCCUCUCAGGUCCACACUGACGACAAGCCGGACAGGGUGGGGGAGGGACCACCAGGGUCUCCAGAGCCAGAACCAGUGAGGGAUGUCGACUUGGAAAGACAAAAGAUGGGUCUAGAAAAGGAUUUGGAGGUGCUGGAUUCAGUCCUGCGGUCCCGGGCCCCAGACAGUGACCCUCAGGAGGCCUGGGAAAGUCGCGGCGGUGUUAACCCAUCCACUUCACGCUCAUCCUCCGCUCUGAGCCGGCAGGAACGCAGCAGGCAGCUGUGGGAGGAUAUUAGCACGGUGGAGGAUGACUCCAGCAAACUCAACGCCCUGCAGCUUCGACUGGACGAGUCCCAGAAAGUCCUGUUGAAAGAGAGAGAUGACAAGCUUGCACUGAGUAAGAGCAUUGAAAGGCUGGAGGCUGAACUCACUCAGUGGAAAUGUAAAUAUGAGGAGCUCAGCAAGACCAAACAGGAGACCCUCAAACAGCUCAACCUGGUGAAGGAAAUGCACCAGGAUGAACUCGGCCGCAUAUCGGAAGACUUGGAGGACGAACUGGGAGCCCGAACCAGUAUGGACAAGAAGCUAGCUGAGCUACGAGCUGAGAUGGAGAGGCUGCAGGUGGAGAAUGCUGCAGAAUGGGGACGCAGGGAGCGCUUGGAGACGGACAAACUUGCCCUGGAGAGGGACAACAAGAAGCUGAGAGCUCAGGCUGAAGACCUGGAGGAGCAACUGGCAAAGAAACGUCGGCAGGCUGCCUCUGCACUCGACACCGACCUCAAGGCCAUCCAGAGCGAGCUGUUCGAGAGAAACAAGGAGCUCGCUGACUUUCGCCAUGUUCAUGCGAAGUUGAAGAAGCAGUUCCAGGAGAAGACAGUAGAGCUCGCCCACGCCAACCGGAGGGUGGAGAGCCACGAGGCAGAAGUCAAGAAGCUACGACUGAGGGUGGAGGAGCUUAAGAAAGAAUUAGGACAGGCAGAGGAUGAGUUGGAUGAGUCCCAUAACCAGACGAGGAAACUGCAGAGAUCUCUGGAUGAGCAGGUGGAGCAGACUGAGAACCUGCAGGUACAAUUGGAACACUUGCAAUCAAGACUGCGGCGGCAGCAGCAGAAUCCUGGUCUGUUUGGGAAGAUACGAUCGACUCGAUUCAGUCCUGAAAACCCAGACGGUCCGGCCAGCGACAUGGACGAGGAGGAGGAGGAGCUGCAGCUCCAGAUCCCAUGACACACAAACAUAUAAUCAUACAGGAUAUACUUUUCCACAAACAUCAGCAGUCACAGGAAGAAGAAACAUUUUGCAACAGGAAGCAGCUGUCUCCUGCUCAACCAGCAAGUUCUUAAAGCACCACUCCAACAUUAUGGGAGAUAUUUUACCAGAGUCAGAGCAAAAGGUCAAGAUCAUUUGUAUCUCUCUGCAUCCACACAUCCUUGUUGCUGCUCAUGUUAAUGAUCAAUAAUCCUAUUAUAAUAAAAAACAAAAGAACAAAGCGAGCUUUGUAUAACAAGGAGACUUAGAGAAACCACACAAUUGUUCAUCUGGAGUUUAAACAUGACAAUUUCCACCCAGCAGAAAUAUGAUUAGCACACAUCUAAUCCUUAUGCAGAACACACACACAUUCUCAUACACACUAAGACACACACACAUGCUGUGACAUACUUGCAUUUUCAGACACACAGCGACGACAUGACACACAGCAGGCGUGUGACGGGCUUUAGCAGGCUGUCCAGACAGCGUAAUGCUGCAUGAAAGGAUCUUUCUUCAACUUUCACGUAUCAUCCUUUCAACGUCUUCACUCAUUCUUACCUCAUAUCAGCACAAGCAUUACACCUGUCCCAUCUGAGCGGUGCUGCUGUACUCAAACACUCCUCAACCCCACAUCUAUAUCACCAGAAUUAAGACUUUUCUCAGCUGUGAAGAAACGCCUGAAAGUGUUGAUAUAUUACAAGAGACUAUCAGUCAUUUUACCUGCAAUUGCUCCCAAAUAUUGAAGAUUCACAGUCUAUUUCCCAUGUAUUUACAUGGCACAACCAAUGCUGGGAGCCCACUACGCCACCUUUAGAACUCAUUAUAGCUGCAAGUUGAAUUACACAUUAUGUGUGUAGCAGGAGCUUCCGGCUUUACUCAAACUAGUUCUGUUACUCUCUGUAUGGAUCUGCUUAGCCUGAACGUGAUGGUGUGCAUUGUAACAUGGAGGGAAACGGAUGUACUGUUAAAACAAAAGCUGUAUUUCCAUCACAACCUGCAGUGUUGCAAUGUUCCCAGCAUGACUGGAGCUGCUCCUCGACAAUAAUGAAAUGUAACAGUACAUUUUAGACAAUAUGUACAUAAACAUGAGAGAAUGUCCAUCAUCAGCAGAGAUUGUGGGAUGUAAUGGGUAAGUUGUAAAUGAUCUUCUUUAUUGCUUAUGUGCAGGGGGAUAUGCACCAGUGGAUGUCCACUAAAGGCCCGCUCACAUCAGCAUUUCAAACCGCUUCAUCACAUGACAAUGUCUAUUUAUUCCAAUGGAAUCUGACAUGGUGAACUUUGACCAAUAGCAAAGUGUCUCAGUGAUGACCUUGAAGGAACAUAGAGCCAGACAGUGACCAUCCGCUCUCCUCUGUCUAAGUAUAACCUGCUCCACUGAAGUGGAAGGAGACCAGAAUUAAUGUUAAUACACUGUGUUACCUUCUUGGUAUUACCCAAAGCAAGCACACUAAGGAGCUCACAGUUACAAACCUUACUUUCCCCCUCUUCAAUAACUCUCUCUCUUGAAUAGAAACACACUUGACGGGGGAGGGGGGGGUAAACAGCACAGUAGAGAGAAAAUAUGAAGAAGAUCAGAGAGGUAAUAUGAUUGGCUAGCACUAGCAUGUUCCCAGCUGGAUAGCGUUUUAGUGGUUAGCUCGCAACUUACAGUUGUUCCCCACCUAACCCUGCACGCAGUCUCUGUCUUCAAGCCGAUUAAAGAGAUUGAUGUCACGUCUCUCUCCGGUGUGAACUCUGAAACAUCUUAUUCUGAAGCUGGAAGUCAGUGGUUGUGCUUUGAGAAGAACAGAUUUAAGGCGUAAUAUUAUUCCUUGAUGCAUUCAAGGUUAAAGGUUUAGGUUUUGUUCAGGUUGGAUUUCUUUGAAUAGGUUCCAGUCUGUAUAGUAUGUUCUAGCUACACUCGCAGUCCGAUACUGUAGAAACAGAAGCUUCUUUUCCACAGUAUUCAGAACUACAGUAUACCUUCCACACAGAAAAGGCUAUAAAUACAUUCACAGUUCUGCUGUUCUGUUCUGAGUGUGUUGCUGCAGGUAAGAUUGUUAUGCUGUGUUUAUGCUGAGGUUCAGUAUUUUAAAAUAUUGUCAUUUUCCUGGGGAGAAAUCCCACAAAUCCCAAGUAUUUAUAUCCUGUGAUUCCCUUAGGACUGUAUUCAGUUGUGGUGGAAACACCUCAUUUAGACAUCAUGGGAUAAUGAAACACUCAGUGAAACCCAGUAAAGCUCCUGCAGGCUUAAUACUCAGGGGCUCCUUUAAGACGGCCCAUGUAUUCAACAGUGGGGGGAGUGUUGGAUACGCUGGGUGUUGGACUGAAGAGAUAAUUUAUUUGUACAAAACUUUGCUUGGCCAAAUCUCCCGCCUGUGGAAGAGCUCCAGUCUAGCAGUGGACAGAUGCUGUUGUGAAAGCAAUAAAACAUUCAUUUAUCUUCCACCACCAUCCAGUCACUCUCUGCCUCGGCCUCAGUGCUCACGCUGGAAGGGGACCAAGAUAUUUUUACUGAUCAGGAUUCUGAACUAUUUAUGUUGUCGUUGUUAUGGUUUAGUUUUUAUAAAUGAUCUGUACCACAGUGGUUUUGUAUUAGCUCUAUAAAUGUCAACUGUACAUAU